AUGCAUUCGGUGUUCAAGCUUGUCGCACUGUCUCCCGUCCGGACUGCUCUAGCCGCGAGGCAGCCGUCAAUCGUUCGAAGCUUGGCUACUGUCACGCCAGCCACCACCACAUCGAGAAACCACAGAGUUGUUGUCAUCGGAAACGGCUCAGCUGGUGUCGCAGUCAGCCAUCAACUUCUACGGAAAGGGCAUUUCAAUCAGGAUGAUAUCGCGGUCAUCGAUCCAGGAACAUGGCAUCAUUACCAACCGGGCUGGACAUUGGUGGGAGGCGGUUUGAACGACAAACAAAGCUUUAAAAGGCCAAUGAAGGAACUCGUGGAGCCCCGAAUCCGGUUGUAUGAUCACCAUGUCGCGGCCAUUCACCCGGAAGGCAACUGUCUGUCCCUAGGAACUGGUGACAGGAUUCAUUAUGAUCAACUCGUCAUCGCACCAGGCAUCAGGGUCGAUUACGGUAGCAUAAAAGGUCUUACCGAGGCCAUGGACAACCCAGACAGUCUCGUGGCAUCCAUAUACAGCUACGAACACUGCGACAAGGUCUUCCGGAAUAUACAGCGCUUAGAGAGGGGCUCAGCCAUCUUCACUCAGCCUUCCGGUUUAGUGAAAUGUGCGGGUGCGCCACAGAAGAUCAUGUGGCUCGCUUUGGAUCACUGGAGACGAGCGGGCCUGUACAAUAAUGACUCGAAGAAGUCUGCGAUCAAGACCAUCUUCGCUACUGGACUUCCCACUAUGUUCGGCGUACCGAAGUACAGCGCUAAGCUCAAUGAAUUGCGAGAAGAAAGAGGCGUCACAGGACUCUUUGAGCAUAAUCUUAUUGCUAUCGAUGGAAAUGUAGCGACGUUUGAUCGACCAAAGGGCCAGCAGCCGGUGAAGCAGCAUUUCGACUUUCUUCAUGUUGCGCCUAGGAAUGUACCGUACUCGUUCGUCGAAGAAAGUGGACUCGGUAAUGAAGCAGGCUUCGUGGAUGUUGACCAGCACUCUCUUCAGCACAAGACAUUCAAGAAUAUAUGGUCCCUCGGUGAUGCGGCGAGUCUGCCGACGUCGAAGACUGUAGCUGCAAUCACGUCUCAGGCGCCCAUCCUUACGCAGAACCUCUUGCUCGGUCUGGAAGGCAAAGAACCGCAGUCUGCGUAUGACGGCUAUACAUCAUGUCCGCUUUUAACAGGCGAAAAGAAGGUGCUUCUUGCUGAGUUCAAGUACGGCGGGGUGCCGAAGGAGACGUUCAAGAGUUGGUUUGGGAUUGACCAAGGGGCUCCUCGACGUGCAUUCUAUCACUUGAAGAAAGACUUCUUCCCCUGGGUCUACGAUAGAUACCACGUGAAGGGACAAUGGGGUGGACCGAAGGGCUGGAUCAAUUAG
Molecule: messenger RNA, 1356 nt
Organism: Alternaria alternata
Lineage: Eukaryota; Fungi; Ascomycota; Dothideomycetes; Pleosporales; Pleosporaceae
Product: Sulfide:quinone oxidoreductase mitochondrial precursor
Exons: 1
Coding region: 1-1356 (451 amino acids)
Cellular component (GO): mitochondrion
Molecular function (GO): FAD binding; sulfide:quinone oxidoreductase activity
Source: RefSeq, a predicted model, not a curated record